Molecule: messenger RNA, 643 nt
Organism: Neltuma alba
Lineage: Eukaryota; Viridiplantae; Streptophyta; Magnoliopsida; Fabales; Fabaceae
Exons: 4
Coding region: 93-611 (172 amino acids)
Cellular component (GO): cytoplasm
Molecular function (GO): protein binding
Source: RefSeq, a predicted model, not a curated record
GAGAUCACGCCUUUCGCCCCUUCUCCGUCUAUUUCAUGUCCACUGAUCACAUCUUCUAGGGUUUAGCGAUUGGUCCCAACUGCUUCACUAAUAUGGCCGAUUCUGUCCCGUCGCCGUCCUCUUAUCAGAGUCGGAAUACUACGACGACGACGACAACAAUAACUGAUCUCAAUGUAGACUCACUUGUUCACGCUGCUGCCUAUCUUAACCUCCAAGAUGUUUGCAAUUUGGCCAUGACCUGUAGAUAUCUCAAAAGGGCUGCCUAUUCCGAUUCCAUCUGGCAACGUUUCUUCCGGGAGCAUUGGCCGCAACAGCAAUCUUCUAGCUCUUUACAUUCAUGUGGAGUGAGGGAAAUGUAUUUGGCGAGGCGUACGGCAGUUCAGCAGUUUAAGUUUGCUGAUCCCUUUGUCGCUGACUUCUAUACUGAUGUUAGACCUUUCAAUCAUUUGCAGUUGAGUGGAAAUGAUAUCUUUUUAACGCAGGGUUCUAUGAUACAAAUGAUAAAUAUGGAUCGAUAUCAAAGCGGAAAAGAUUUUGCAUCUACGUUAAGUGAUCACAAAGCAAGAAUUACUUGUAUGAGAAAGGGAGCAAAAAGUUUUGGUUACCUCUAGCUGUGAUCACUCCAUUCGUCUGUGGCGAAAGG